AGCUCAAACAACCGAGACCACCUUGAAGCAUGAAGAGGGGCAUAUAUUGACAUGUUACAGGAGAGGAUAUAUAGAGGUUUUGCACGCUGCCAUAAGAACGGAUUAGCUUUCCGUGUCUCGAACACUGUGUUUCUCCGAAAAAUGCAAGUAGUGAUAUGAACAUCAGCAAUAUGAAGUUCUUCUUUGUUAUAUCGACCUUCGCUCUAAUUGCAAUAUGCCGUGGCGCAGACGAAUCUCUGGAUGAAUCAAAAUUGCUGACAAAACUAACGCCAAUAAUCGGUUCACAGCCUGUAUAUUCGGAUAAUACACAUAAUCAAAAAGAUUUGAUUGCAUCCGCGAGUGAUCGAACGUUUCAUAUAACCAAAGGUUAUCCUGGAUCAAUUGGUGGAUAUCCCGGAUCAAUUGGAGGAUAUCCUGGAUCAAUUGGAGGAUAUCCCGGAUCAAUUGGAGGAUAUCCCGGAGGAUAUGCUGGAGGAUACCCCGGAGGAUAUGGUACGGGAAUCAUUGGAUCCGUUUAUCCUGGUACAUCAUAUCGUGGUAGCAAUCUAAUUCCAGGUGGCGGUUAUAUUGGAUAUGGUUACGCAGGAAACUAUCCGGGAUAUCCUGGCUCUGGCGGAUAUGGGGGAUAUGGAGGAUAUGGAGGAUAUGGAGGAUCUGGGGGAUAUGGUGGUUAUGGAAGAGGAUAUCCUGGUGGUUAUGGUGGUUACGGUGGUUAUGGUGGGGGCGGAUACGGGGGAUAUGGGGGAUAUGGGGGAUAUGGAGGAUAUGGGGGUGUUACGAGCGUCGGAGGUUACGACGAUGGUUCUUUAGGAUAUGGACGUGGUGGUUACGGU
Temnothorax curvispinosus is the source of this 833-nucleotide messenger RNA. RefSeq names its product keratin-associated protein 19-2-like. The record is from RefSeq and is a predicted model, not a curated record. The annotation marks the transcript as partial. The transcript is spliced from 4 exons. NCBI's taxonomy places the organism in Eukaryota, Metazoa, Arthropoda, Insecta, Hymenoptera, Formicidae.